AACCUGCAAGUCUUUGACUCCGGUUUAGUCGAAAUCGUCGUCGGUUGGGAUUUGCCUCGUCCGGGGUUAGCCUGAUCGCAAAGUGAAGUGCACGAGUGAGAGUGCCGUGAGCCCCGAAAUGCCACCCCAAGAAAAAAUGCCCCAGGCCUCCGGCGAGUCCGAGUGCGAGGCUCCCGUGGAGAUGCAAUGCACGGCCGGAUUCGCCAACGGCGCCUUCGUUCCGGACCCGGAAGACAAGAGCGAGAAGCCGGCUCCGGAGGAGGCUGGCAAGGGGGCGUUCGAGUUCGACGAUCUGCUGCCGCAGAUAGGGGAGUUCGGGAUCUACCAGAAGAUCCUGUUCCUGAUGAUGAUCCCGUUCGCCUUUUUCGUGGCGUGGGUGUACUUCACGCAGAUUUUUAUCACGAUUGUUCCGGAGCAGCACUGGUGCUGGGUCCCUGAACUUGCCAAUUUGACCAUCGAGGAAAGGAUAGCGCUGGCUAUACCCAGAGGACCGGACGGAAGCCUGGAAAGGUGCCAAAUGUACGACGUCAACUUCACCGACGUGGUGAAGAACCGCGUUCCUUUGAACACGUCCUGGCCGAAGACUCCCUGCAGGAGUGGCUGGGAGUACAACUACACGGAAGUUCCUUACGCGUCGAUCGCCACAGAACAAAACUGGGUCUGCGAGAACUCGGCCCUCCCCCACACCGCCACCUCCAUCUUCUUCUGCGGCGCCAUCCUCGGCGGCCUGGUCUUCGGCUGGAUCGCCGAUCGCUUCGGCCGCAUCCCGGCCCUCGUGGGCACCAACCUCGUGGGCUUCGUCGGCGGCAUCGCCACGGCCUUCUGCAGCACCUUCGGCACCUUCUGCGUGUGCCGCUUCCUCGUGGGAAUGGCUUUCGACAACUGCUUCACCAUGAUGUACAUUCUGGUACUGGAAUACGUGGGCCCCAAAUGGAGAACCUUCGUCGCAAACAUGUCAAUCGCAAUUUUCUUCACGUUUGCCGCUUCGAUUUUACCAUGGAUCGCCUACUAUCUAGCAGACUGGAGGCUUCUGUGUUACGCGACUUCGGCCCCCUUGCUUUUGGCCAUCAUCACACCCUGGAUGGUACCAGAGUCGGCAAGGUGGCUGGUGUCUCAAGGAAAAUUCGACAAAGCCAUCGGAAUCUUGAAAAAAUUCCAAAGAAUUAAUAGGACCAAAGUGGAAGAGGAAACCUACUCGAAAUUUAAAGCCAGCUGUCUCAAAACCCAGAAGGAGGAAGAAAUGGACAAGGCGUACACGGUUUUGGACUUGUUCAAGACGCCACGGUUGCGCAAAAUCACUAUUUUGUUGAUAGUGAUGUGGAUGGCCAUCUCGUUGGUGUUUGAUGGACAUGUUCGAAACGUCGGCUCUCUAGGACUCGACAUCUUCCUGACUUUUACCAUCGCCAGUGCCACGGAAUUCCCGGCUGACACGUUCUUGACCAUGGUGUUGGACGUGUGGGGCAGGAGAUGGUUGGCUUGUGGGUCCAUGGUUCUCAGCGGGAUUUUCAGCCUUCUUGCCACGACAGUACCAUAUGGAGUCCCUUCGGCCGCCCUCGCCAUAAUGGGCCGCUUCGCCGUGAACAUCUCCUACAACAUAGGUCUCCAAUACGCCGCCGAGCUCCUCCCCACAGUAGUCAGAGCCCAAGGGGUCGCCCUCAUCCACAUCAUGGGCUACGUCGCCAGCAUCCUCGCACCCUUCGUGGUCUACUUGGCCAACGUGUCCGUGGACCUCCCCCUCCUGAUUCUGGGGGUGUUGGGCGUCGUCGGCGGAAUCCUAGCCCUCUUCUUGCCAGAAACCCUCGACCAAGAACUACCACAGACGUUACAAGAUGGAGAGAACUUCGGAAUCGGGCAAAAAAUCUGGGACUUCCCUUGCAUCAAGAAGAAGGAUCCCGAGGUCGAAAGCGUCGGCGAAUUCCGAAGGGCCCACUCGAGACGGUCUUCAGUCAGAGCUUCGAUCCGCGGAGAGAUCCGAUCGAGUAUGAUCAACAGGGCGUCGGUCCGAUCUAGGAAGUCUAGUUGUAUUCCAGAAAACCAAAUUGCCUAAAGUGACAGUAUUCGAAGUCGUGAUAAUACAUAAGUUUAUGUAUUGUAGAUGGGUGUCCAUCUGUUUGUCUGUGGUAUUAUUUUUACUAAGUAUUUGUAUAUAAUACUCACUGUAGAUGUAUAGUUGUUUUUUUUUUUUAAUAUUAUUUUGUAUAAAUUAUUAUUGAAACAAGUUAGAGUUUUGAAAGAGUGCCUUUGGAGUGAUGCUUGUAUUGUAGGCUAGAUGAUGUUCAGAUCUCUGUGAAUUUGAUCUGAAAAAAUACGUUUUUUAUAGUUUGAUAACAAAAGUGUAUUUUUAAAGUUCCUAUAUAAUAAAACAUUCAAAUGCUUGUUA
This is a messenger RNA of Zophobas morio, 2380 nucleotides long. RefSeq lists its product as uncharacterized. Gene Ontology annotation, cellular component: membrane. The record is from RefSeq and is a predicted model, not a curated record. Bases 119 to 2047 code for a protein of 642 amino acids. Gene Ontology annotation, biological process: transmembrane transport. Gene Ontology annotation, molecular function: transmembrane transporter activity. The transcript has 9 exons. Lineage: Eukaryota; Metazoa; Arthropoda; Insecta; Coleoptera; Tenebrionidae.